Bombyx mandarina (wild silkworm) is the source of this 474-nucleotide messenger RNA. Its product is annotated as heat shock protein beta-1-like. NCBI's taxonomy places the organism in Eukaryota, Metazoa, Arthropoda, Insecta, Lepidoptera, Bombycidae. Gene Ontology annotation, biological process: response to heat; protein refolding. Gene Ontology annotation, cellular component: cytoplasm; nucleus. The record is from RefSeq and is a predicted model, not a curated record.
AUGAUACUUACAAAAUACGUUUGCAAAUUACAUCCAUUUAUAAGCGCAAUAGUUCCUCAAACACGAAAUCUAAGGUCGAAUAUUAAAAUAGGAAAAGAUAAGUUCCAGCUGAGUGUCGAUGUUCAUAAAUUCAAUAAAGACGAAUUAAGAGUGAAGGCUAGACCAGACUGCCUGGUGAUUGAAGGGAAGCAAGAGAGAAAGACGAAAACUGGCUACGUCAUGAGAAGGUUUACAAGAAAAUUCAGAUUACCUCCGGGUUGCAGUCCGAAGAAGAUUGAAUCUAAGCUGUCUCCUGAAGGCAUUCUCACGAUAACAGCGCCUAGAAAAAAUUGGGAAGCAACUACGCCCUGUGAAACUUUGAUACCAAUAGGUUAUUCAGAUCCGCAGAAGAAUGAUAAGGAACAAAUUAAUAUUAAAAGCACGAAUUCCUGUGAGGAUUACUUAAAUAACAAAGACAAUAAGAAAGAAUCUUAG